CUCCCGGGGCCGGGUCGCCCGGGGGGUGACGGGAAGGGAGGCCGGCCGGGCGCCGGGAGCUCGGGGCUCCCGGCGGGAAGUGGGCGCGGUGCGGGCUCUGCAGGGCGCGCGGCGGCUGCGGCCCGGGAUGGAGCCCCGCUGAAGCCGCCGCGUAGACGCGGCGCCGGAGCCAAGAUGUGUCUGCGCCUGGGUGGCCUGAGCGUGGGUGACUUCCGGAAGGUACUGAUGAAGACGGGGCUGGUGCUGGUCGUGCUGGGCCACGUGAGCUUCAUCGCAGCCGCUCUCCUCCACGGCACCGUGCUGCGCUACGUGGCUGCCCCCAACGACGCUGUGGCUCUGCAGUACUGCGUGGUCGACAUCCUCUCUGUCACUUCUGCCAUCGUGGUCAUCACCUCAGGCAUUGCAGUCAUUGUGCUCUCACGCUACCUCCCCAGCAUCCCCCUGCGCUGGACAGUGUUUAGCUUGAGUGUGGCCUGUGCCCUUCUCUCUCUGACCUGUGCUCUCGGCCUCUUGGCUUCGAUCGCCGUGACCUUUGCCACCCAGGGCCGGGCACUGCUGGCUGCCUGCACUUUUGGGGGCCCCGAACGCCUGGCACUGGCACCUGACUGUCCCUUCGACCCUACACGCAUUUACAGCUCCAGCCUGUGUCUCUGGGGCAUCUCGUUACUGUUCUGUGUGGCAGAGAGUGUGUUUGCUGUCCGCAGCGCCCAGCUCGCCCACCAGGUGCUGGAACUGAGGCCCUGGUUGGGGAAAAGCAGCCAUCGCGUGGGCCCUUACCUUGAAAACUGGGGCAACAGUCUUCUCCCCCAGGACAAAAGGGAGAACACAGAGGCUCGGAGAACUCAGCUCUCCCAGAUGCAGGAGAGUCCAGAGCCCGUGGAGGACCUUGACCUGCCAAGCCGCGCUAGCUCCGGGCCCAUGACCCUCUGACAGCUGAUGCCUCAUCCAGGCCCCGUAGCCACUGGGGCCCUGCAACCAAGUCCACACUGCGAUCAGGCCAGUAUUCCUGGAGCCAGCCAAGAGGGCUCAAUGGCCACUCCAGGACCUGGGGGAGGUUUUCACCCCUCUCCUCUGGCCACCCAGCCCGCUGCACUGAAAGGAGACUUUAUUCUGAAGUCAUUAAAAAGAACAGAGAUGCUCCAUGUGGGCGCAUGCAGCGGGGGAGGGUACGGCCAGGGGGGGUCUGUUCUUCUUUUCCAUACAGGACGCUUUGAGGUGGGGGGUGGGGCGCUCCAGUUGUGUCUGCCUGUCUGUCUGCGGGUCUGCGUGUGUAUCUGAGGGAUACAAAGAGGGGUCCGUGGGUUUGUGUUCAUCACAAUGCCAAAACGCAGGCGUGGGAUCCUGGGCCUCACAGCUGGAGGGCUGGAAACGGGAGGUUUCCCUCUUGCACCUGGGCCUCCAGGCCAGCAAGGGCAGGAGCAGGCGGGGUUAAGGCCCUCCUGCCAGGAAGGAUGGCUCAAAGAUGGUUUCUCCUCAAGCCUCUAGGCCUCUGGAAUCCUUCUCUCCCCUCCAAAUAAAAAGACAAGCUCCUUA
This is a messenger RNA of Capra hircus (goat), 1533 nucleotides long. RefSeq names its product transmembrane protein 54 (gene TMEM54). The record is from RefSeq and is a predicted model, not a curated record. Bases 175 to 930 code for a protein of 251 amino acids. The transcript is spliced from 7 exons. Lineage: Eukaryota; Metazoa; Chordata; Mammalia; Artiodactyla; Bovidae.